This is a messenger RNA of Musca vetustissima, 792 nucleotides long. RefSeq names its product protein SCO1 homolog, mitochondrial (gene Scox). Gene Ontology annotation, molecular function: copper ion binding; copper chaperone activity. Gene Ontology annotation, biological process: intracellular copper ion homeostasis; mitochondrial respiratory chain complex IV assembly. The transcript is spliced from 2 exons. Bases 1 to 789 code for a protein of 262 amino acids. Gene Ontology annotation, cellular component: mitochondrial inner membrane. NCBI's taxonomy places the organism in Eukaryota, Metazoa, Arthropoda, Insecta, Diptera, Muscidae. The record is from RefSeq and is a predicted model, not a curated record.
AUGUCCCGACAAAUGCAACGUCUAAUUGCGACAGCUUGCAGGAGGCAAGCAUUCACUCAAAAUGAAGGCCUGCUUAGGCAAAACAUUGUUAGGCAACAACGUCGUUUUGUUGCUAGCGACCCGGUAAAAGGUAAAGGCCCCAUAACAUGGAAAAGUGCUGCGGCUAUUGGUGGCCUGGGGGCGGUUGGUGUUGCCUUUAUGUUAUAUGUGAAACAUGAAAAAGAAGAAGCCAUUCUGAAGGAACGUAAACGACAAUUGGGCAAGGCUGCCAUAGGUGGUCGUUGGGAACUCGUUGAUCCCAAGGGUAAUCUGCGGAAAUCUGAAGACUUUUUGGGCAAAUGGUUGUUGAUCUAUUUCGGUUUCACCCAUUGUCCUGAUAUUUGCCCAGAUGAAUUGGAAAAAAUGUCUGCUGUAGUUGAUGAAAUUGAAAAAUCUCCACAAAAUCCCGAAAUUCAACCGAUUUUCAUAACCGUUGAUCCGGAACGUGAUACCAAAGAAGUUGUCGACAAAUAUGUCAAAGAGUUUUCACCCAAAUUGUUGGGCCUCACCGGCACCGUUGAACAAAUCAGUAAAGUAUGCAAAGCAUUUAGAGUAUACUUUUCGGCUGGCCCCAGGGAUCAGGAUAACGACUACAUUGUAGAUCACACAAUUAUUAUGUAUUUGGUGAAUCCUGAUGGUGAAUUUGUCGAUUAUUAUGGACAAAAUCGUGACAAAGAUCAGUGUGUUAGUUCGAUUCUAAUGAAUAUUGCCAAAUGGAAUUCCUUAAAUAAAAAAUCAUGGUUUGGUUAAGUA